Messenger RNA from Panthera uncia (snow leopard), 1836 nucleotides. It is a transcript of the gene MORF4L2, whose product is annotated as mortality factor 4 like 2. The transcript is spliced from 5 exons. Gene Ontology annotation, cellular component: nucleus; NuA4 histone acetyltransferase complex. The record is from RefSeq and is a predicted model, not a curated record. Gene Ontology annotation, biological process: chromatin organization; regulation of DNA-templated transcription. Bases 525 to 1391 code for a protein of 288 amino acids. NCBI's taxonomy places the organism in Eukaryota, Metazoa, Chordata, Mammalia, Carnivora, Felidae.
CAUGGGAUACUGAGGCCUGAUUGGGCAAAGCCCAGGCCCAGGUGUAAUUCCCCUUUUUUUCAACUUAGUUGAAGCUAUGAAGGGAAAGAAUGGAAAAGAAAGUGAAAGACCAAAGGCUGUCAUAAUAUGUUAACUUCAGAGGCUCAUUUCUGAGACUGCUGUGACAGACUGAAGAAGAUUAAAGGCCAAAGUUGAAACAGAUUGUGAAGACAAUGACUCAGCUAUAAAUGUAAGAAGGAAGAAGAGUAACUCACAUUUUCUGAGGACCCACUAAGUCAGGAAUCUACGGAAGGUUUAUCCUACUUAGCCAUCAUCAGAAAAGCUAAGUUUGCUGUAUAAUAAGGAUCAGAAGAUCUGAUCCUGGUUGCAGAAUCAUCCCUGAUUACAGAAUCUGGUUUGUGUCUCCCACCUUCUCCUUCCAGACUAUCCCAGGAGAUCUAGGAGGUUCCGUCUAGGAAAACAUUAGGAGUUCUUGGAAAGGAAAGAAGGAAGAGGAUUAUUGGUUGGAAUAAAAACAGGGUUGAAUGAGUUCCAGAAAGCAGGGUUCUCAAACUCGUGGACAACAAUCUGCAGAAGAAGACAACUUCAAAAAACCAAGUAGAAGCAAUAUGCAGAGAAGUAAGAUGAGAGGGGCCUCUUCAGGAAAGAAGACUGCUGGUUCACAGCAGAAGAAUGUGGAACCAGCUCUCCCAGGCAGAUGGGGGGGUCGCUCUGCAGAGAACCCCCCUUCAGGAUCAGUGAGGAAGACAAGAAAGAACAAACAGAAGACUCCUGGAAAUGGAGAUGGUGGCAGUACCAGCGAAGCACCUCAGCCACCUCGGAAGAAAAGGGCCCGGGCAGACCCCACUGUCGAAAGUGAGGAGGCAUUUAAGAAUAGAAUGGAAGUUAAAGUGAAGAUUCCUGAAGAAUUAAAACCAUGGCUUGUUGAGGACUGGGACUUAGUUACCAGGCAGAAGCAGCUGUUUCAACUCCCUGCUAAGAAAAAUGUAGAUGCUAUUCUGGAGGAGUAUGCAAAUUGUAAGAAGUCGCAGGGAAAUGUUGAUAAUAAGGAAUAUGCAGUUAAUGAAGUUGUGGCAGGAAUAAAAGAAUAUUUCAAUGUGAUGUUGGGCACUCAGCUGCUCUACAAAUUUGAGAGGCCCCAGUAUGCCGAAAUCCUCUUGGCUCACCCUGAUGCGCCAAUGUCCCAGGUUUAUGGAGCCCCACAUCUACUGAGAUUAUUUGUAAGAAUCGGAGCAAUGUUGGCGUAUACGCCCCUUGAUGAGAAGAGCCUUGCAUUAUUGUUGGGCUAUUUGCAUGAUUUCCUAAAAUAUCUGGCAAAGAAUGCUGCGUCUCUGUUUACUGCCAGUGAUUACAAAGUGGCUUCGGCUGAGUACCACCGCAAAGCCCUGUGAGGGUCUAGUGACCACUCACUGUUAUGUCUGGUAUCUGUAAACACUCUUUGUUCUUAGUCUUUUUCUUGUAUAAUUGAUGUUCUUUAAAAUUGUUAAUGUAUAACAGGGCUUAUGUUUCAGUUUUGUUUUCUGUUUUAAACAGAAAAUGAAAGGAGUGCAAGCUCCUUUUCUCAUUUCAAAGUUGCUACCAGUGUACGCAGUAAUUAGACAAAGAAGAAACAUUCAAUAGAAUAUUUUAUUGCCUAGUUGACAACAUUGCUUGAAUGCUGGUGGUUCUAUCCCUUUGACACUACACAAUUUUCUAAUAUGCGUUAAUGCUCCAUGACAAAAUGCCCUGAUUCCUAGUGCCAAAGGUUCAACUUAAUGUAUAUACCCGAAAACCCAUGCAUUUGUGCUCUUUUUUUUUUUUAUGGUGCUUGAAGUAAAACAGCCCAUCCUCUGCAAG